Perca flavescens (yellow perch) is the source of this 972-nucleotide messenger RNA. RefSeq names its product fibroblast growth factor 3 (gene fgf3). Bases 1 to 972 code for a protein of 323 amino acids. Gene Ontology annotation, molecular function: growth factor activity. The transcript is spliced from 5 exons. NCBI's taxonomy places the organism in Eukaryota, Metazoa, Chordata, Actinopteri, Perciformes, Percidae. The record is from RefSeq and is a predicted model, not a curated record.
AUGGGGACAAAAGAGGCUCAGCAGCGAUUUGUCAGGAGACGAGAGGCAGCGGCUGGGUUCAGCCCUCUGAUCACCGCCUCACUAAAGAAAUCUGUCCAUGAGAAAAAUCUGAGCACAGGCUCUCAGUCAGAUCCGCAGGAGGGAUUUCAGCUGCUGCAGCAGAGGCGAGGAACGGAUCCCAGCUCGGGGGCGGCUGUGCUGUCAGCGGUGUCUCUCGGGCUUGGAUGUGCGCAAGGCUGGCCCUCUCGAGCGUUGGGGCCCCGACAGUUUAAUGGGACCCCGAGAGUCGGUCCCCAGGCCCGCUGCGCCCCGGGCCAGGCUUGCGACCCCCGGCAGCGGAGGGACGCCGGGGGCCGCGGAGGAGUGUAUGAACACCUCGGUGGAGCGCCGAGACGCAGGAAACUCUACUGCGCUACUAAAUAUCAUUUACAAAUCCAUCCAAACGGGAAAAUAGAUGGAUCACUGGAAGAAAACAACCCGUUAAGCAUCAUGGAGAUCACAGCAGUGGAUGUGGGUGUUGUGGCCAUAAAAGGGCUUUUCUCUGGCAGAUACCUGGCCAUGAAUGAUAAAGGCCGGCUGUAUGCUUCGGAAGUGUUCAACAAAGAGUGUGAGUUUCUGGAGCGGAUCCAUGAGUUGGGGUACAACACGUACGCGUCCCGCCACCACUCCACCGAGCAGCCGCUGCCACCAGGGGGCGUCAGCAGCAGCAAGCGCCGCGCCAGCGCCAAGCGCCAGUGGUACGUUUCCAUUAACGGCAAAGGGCGGCCACGUCGAGGCUUUAAGACCCGAAGCACGGACAAAGCCUCACUUUUCCUGCCUCGGGUGCUGGGCAACAAGGAUCAUGAGAUGGUGAGGCGGCUGAGAGACAGUCAGAGUGCACAGCACCAAACGCAUCACCAUGGCAGCCGAGGAGACCGCAGCAGACGCCAGCAUCGUGCCAGGAAAGGCCGGGGCAGACGGCCAGAUGACUGA